Molecule: messenger RNA, 1600 nt
Organism: Eufriesea mexicana
Lineage: Eukaryota; Metazoa; Arthropoda; Insecta; Hymenoptera; Apidae
Product: G patch domain and ankyrin repeat-containing protein 1 homolog
Exons: 3
Coding region: 44-1582 (512 amino acids)
Molecular function (GO): protein binding; nucleic acid binding
Source: RefSeq, a predicted model, not a curated record
UUGAAGUGAAUUAAUAUGAUUAAUUCAUAAGUGCAAAUGUAAAAUGAUAAAACAAAACAGUUACUUUAUGCAUAAUAUUGACGUUACAUGGAAAACAUUCGUUCAAGAAUCUUGUAAUGCUCCGACAAUAUCGACAAAAAAGGAAGAUCAUUGUUUAGGUUUUCAAAAAGAUGAAGCAAGGAAGAUAUAUGAAGAAAUUAUAAACGAAAAAUGUGAUGUGACUUCACAAGUUGAACAUAAGUGUAAUAACUCAAAAACGUGUAUUAAUCGAAGUGCAAUAUCGAAAUCGUUCCCGCCAAAUGAAAAAGCUAAGAAUAACCAAAUCAGUAAAGAAAAAGUGACAAUUAAUGCUAUAUUAAAAGCAGUCGAACAAAAAGAUUUGAAAUUUCUAUCAAAACAUGUGACAUGGGAAAACGUUAAUUUGACUGAUGAUUUUGGCUGGACUCCUCUUAUGUCAGCUGCAUAUUGUGGCCAUUUUGACAUUAUAGAAUUUUUAUUAAAUCUUGGUGCUAACAGAAAAGCUAGAGAGAAAUCUGGUCUUACUGCAGCACAAUUAGCAUUAAAAAAAAAUUAUUUGAAUAUAGUUGCAUUGCUUAAGAAAAAAUCAGAAUCGACAACUACCAAAGCUUUGUCAGAAACUAUUACGAAUGAUACAGAAACAAAUAUUGAUUGUUCAUUACAGAUGAGAUCAGAGUUUGCAAAACUUUUGAAAAAUUGCAGUGAUACUAACUAUAAAAUUAAUGAUAAUAUGGAAGAAUGUUCCAAUGGAGCUACAGGAUUUUAUUGCAAAAUUUGCAAGGUUAAUUUUCAUCAAACAACAUGGAAAAAGCACGAAACAUCUACACUUCAUAUUUUUAAUAGUAAACCAAAACUAACUAAUACUAUGUAUGGAAUAUCGAAACAAAAUAAAGGUUACCAAAUGCUUUUAAAUUAUGGGUGGGACGAACAAGGUGGUCUUGGUCCUAUAGGAAAAGGAAUAAAAUAUCCUAUUAAAACCUGUUUAAAAUAUGAUAGAAAAGGAGUAGGACAGUCCAAUGAGAAAGACUACAAAGUGACUCAUUUUAAACCAGGAGAUACUACAGCAGUUAAUGAUUUUAAAAUACCUAAACAAAAGUGUUUAAAAAAAAAAGACAGAGAAAAGUUACUUGAUAGGGAAAUUAGAAAAGAGAAAGCAUUGCGCAUUAUGAAAUUUGAUCAGCAGGCAGCUUUAAACCAUAUACAGCAGGUAGAAGAAAAAGCAGGUGAGAUUCUCACUGAUCGACAAGAAAUAAUUGCUUUGGAUAAAAGAAGGAAUGACGAUAGAGUUGGAAUGAGGGCAUUGCAAAAGGAGAAUUGUAGAAAAAGUUGGAUAACUGUUGGACCAUUAUUACUUAAGAUGCCAUCUAAAAACGCAGAAGAACUACUUAUUAAAGAUCAAAAAGAAUGUGACAUUGAAAUUAAUAAAUUAAGAAGUAAUUUAAAAAUUAAAGUAAAUGAAUUAAGAGAUUUAGAACUUAAUUCACCUGUUCCCGGUUUAAUGUUGAUACCCAUGUCUCAUAAAGAAAUGUUGGCAAUGUCACAAGUUUUGGGUCAAGAUUCUUGAAUGUAUUAUAGAUGUAAU